Truncatella angustata is the source of this 1548-nucleotide messenger RNA. RefSeq names its product alpha-l-arabinofuranosidase. The coding region runs from base 1 to 1548 and encodes 515 amino acids. Gene Ontology annotation, molecular function: alpha-L-arabinofuranosidase activity. The transcript has 4 exons. Lineage: Eukaryota; Fungi; Ascomycota; Sordariomycetes; Amphisphaeriales; Sporocadaceae. Gene Ontology annotation, biological process: L-arabinose metabolic process; polysaccharide catabolic process. The record is from RefSeq and is a predicted model, not a curated record.
AUGUCGACCACACUCACCAUUUUGCCUGAUGAGGAGGCCAAGAAGGCCUCCAUCUCUCUAAACCCGACCCACACUGUCUCUGACAUUGACCCCCUCAUCUAUGGAGGCUUCACGGAGCACAUGGGUCGCUGUAUCUACGGCGGUAUUUAUGACCCUGAUAACAAGAACGGGCUUAGCGAUGAGCGCGGUUUCCGUAAGGAUGUGAUCGACUCCAUCAAGGAGCUGAAGGUGCCUGUGAUCAGAUAUCCCGGCGGCAACUUUGUUGCUACAUACCGGUGGCAGGAUGGCAUUGGCCCGCGAGACCAGCGACCCAAGCGACCUGAGCUGGCCUGGCUUGGUGUCGAGUCCAACCAGUUUGGUACCGAUGAGUUCAUGGAGUGGUGCCGCGAGGUCAACACGGAGCCGUUCCUUUGCCUCAACAUGGGUACUGGUACCCUGGAAGAUGCAUUGGCCUGGCUCGAGUACUGCAAUGGCGACAGAGACACGUACUAUGCCAACCUGAGGAGAAAGAAUGGCCACGAGAAGCCUUAUAACGUCAAAUACUGGGCAUUGGGCAAUGAGGUCUGGGGACCAUGGCAAGUGGAGCAAGACAGCAAGGAGUCAUAUGCCAAGAAGGCAAUCCAAUGGGCAAAGGCUCUGAAGCUUCUUGACCCUUCUAUACAGCUUGUUCUGUGCGGCCGCGACGGUGUUUCAGAUUGGGAUCGCUACGUGCUGCAACAAUGCUCCCGCUACGUCGACAUGCACUCCAUCCACUUCUACCACGGAGACUCCGACCAUUACCCCAACAUCUCGGGACCGUAUGCCGCCGAGCGCGCCAUCCAGAUCACCUCAUCACUCAUCGACCUGGCACGGUGCGAGCUCGACCUCUCGAACUUCCCUGACUGGAGCAACAUCCAUACCAGGCCGUCGACGAAGAAGCGGAUCAAGAUCUGCUUCGACGAGUGGAACGUGUGGGACGCGGUGCGCGCCCCCGGCGAGGAGGGCGCAGAGGAGCGGUACAACCUGUCGGACGCGCUGGCCGUCGCCAUCUGGCUCAACAUCUUCAUCCGGAACGCCAAGGACCUGGCCAUGGCCACCAUCGCCCAGAGCGUGAACGUCAUCAGCCCCCUGAUGACGAGCCCCACGGGCAUCUACAAGCAGACCACGUACUGGCCCCUGCUGCUCUUCAGCAGAUACAUGCACGGCAAGUCUGUGGCCGUCCACGUCAGGAGCGGCGCGUACAAGGGCAAGACGAACCCGGAGUGGAUCCAGAGCACGGUGGCCAUACCGAAGCUGGAUGUCAGCGCCGCCGUCGACGGCGAGUGGAUGAAUGUGGCCGUCGUAAACGUUGACGAAGAGCACAGCUUCGAGACCGAGCUGAGCGGCGUUGCGCCGGCGUCAGGCGACGUCCAGGUGUUCAAGGUCGGUGGUGAGAAGUACGACCUUAAGGAUGUCAACGGGGAGGGCAAGGAGGUGAUCCAGAUUGAUGAGAGCACGGUGAAGGGAGAAGAAGUUAAGAAGUUUGUGUUUGAGAGACACAGCUUCACCCUGCUGCGAUGGAAGGUAUAA